Molecule: messenger RNA, 16529 nt
Organism: Paramormyrops kingsleyae
Lineage: Eukaryota; Metazoa; Chordata; Actinopteri; Osteoglossiformes; Mormyridae
Gene: fat4
Product: FAT atypical cadherin 4
Biological process (GO): homophilic cell-cell adhesion
Cellular component (GO): plasma membrane
Molecular function (GO): calcium ion binding
Source: RefSeq, a predicted model, not a curated record
UCUGCGUUAUACAGCUAGAGGCUGCGUGGAUGCACGAUUGGCGCUAAUAACCCGAAACCUCGCUCCGCCUGUACCACUUAAUUUUGUCUCCAAUUUAUUUUAGAGUUUCAACUAAACUUCGCGAAAUAUUAGUCCAUCCAGAAAUUAAGUUCUUCAUUUAUUUAUCUAAACAACAUUAUUUUGUAUUUGCAUUUUUUUGUUUGAAAUGGCAGUUUUGUUAUAACAAGAAAGUUUCACGCAGAGAUGCAUUCUGCUGCUCCGGGAAAGUUUGAAGAAUCACUUUGACAAUCAGAGGGAUUGUAUUGCGGCGCUCGCAACUUGAAUGAUGCACGGAAUUAUUCAUUUGCUGAUUUUUGCAGCGUGAACAAUUUAAAUCAAGAAGAAGAAAGAAAAUAGAAGAAAUAAUUUCCCCUAAACUAAAAAGGAUUAUUUCUUUUAACAAUCAGAAUUAUGCCGGGAUUCAUACUUAAAGUCGCUGGAUCAUGAAUAUUGCUGCAAACGUUUGUUAAAGGAAUCAAAGUUUAAUGCAUAAGAGACAAGCAGAUUGUCAUACAAAGCUGGACUGGGAUUUUGACCAUGGCGCUUUCAGGUAGGGCUUUGAAUCGAUUUUAUUUAAUUCUGCUGAUGCUGUGGACUUUAUGGGAGCGAUCUUCAUCCAGCCAAGUUCGUCAGGAGUUUCAGGUGCUGGAAGAGCAGCCCGUGGGCACCUACGUGGGCACGAUAGAAACAAAGCCGAGCUUCACCUACCGAUUCAGCGAAAAUCACAAACUUUUUGCGAUCAACGGCACUACUGGCAUCAUUUAUACAACGUCAGUGAUUGACAGAGAAGUUUUGCAGAGUAAUAUAAUUAAUGUUGUGGUGCUCUCCAGUCAACCGACAUAUCCAACAGAAGUCAGGAUUGUAGUUAUGGAUAUAAAUGACAACUUGCCCGUUUUUCCAGACGCAUCUAUAGUGGUGUCAUUUAAGGAGGAUGCUAGCAGCGGCAGACAAGUGAUUUUAGAUACAGCAACCGAUUCCGACAUUGGGAGUAACGGAGUUGAUCAUACUACUUACAAAAUUGUGAAUGGUAAUGAUCAGGGGAAGUUUCGUUUGGAUAUUACAGUCAAUCCGAGUGGAGAAGGAGCGUUCCUGCACUUGGUUUCAACGGGCGGUUUAGACAGGGAGCUGACUCCUUUUUAUCAGCUCCUAAUUGAGGUGGAAGACAAAGGGGACCCCAAAAGGUUUGGCUACCUUCAAGUGAAUGUGACAAUUCAAGAUAUAAAUGACAACCCACCUAUAUUUGACGAGGACCACUACCAAGCCACUGUUUUUGAAGAUGCAGAAGUUGGUUCUAGUGUAUUACAAAUAACAGCAAAAGACCAGGAUGAGGGAACCAAUGCGGAUAUCAGGUACUUUUUAGAUGAGGGAACCCCUUUCCAAAUUGACCCUGAAGCAGGUACAAUUAUUAUCAAAGAAACUUUAGAUUUUGAGACCAAGAAGGAGUAUUCAUUAACUAUUCAUGCUGUGGAUGGUGGGGUCCCUUCUCUCUCUGGUAGGUCAGAGGCAACCAUAAAACUUUUGGAUGUUAAUGACAAUGACCCUGUGGUGAAGUUCAGAUAUUUCCCAACAAGCUCCAAAUUUGCCUCUGUUGAUGAAAAUGCUCCAAUUGGGACAGUCGUAGCUUUACUGACAGUCUCAGAUUCAGAUUCCCCGUUAGCUAAUGGCAACAUAUCGGUCUCAAUUUUAGGGGGGAAUGAGCAAAGACAUUUUGAAGUUCAUACGUCUCCAGUCCCAAAUCUUAGUUUGAUUAAAGUGGCCAGCGUUUUAGACAGAGAACGAAUUUCUUCCUAUAACCUGACUGUUUCCGUGUCUGACAACGGAAAGCCUAUGGCAAGGUCUUCUUUUGCUAGUUUGGUCAUUUUUGUGAAUGAUAUCAAUGACCACCCGCCCAUAUUCCAGGAAGCUCUGUACAGGGUUGACAUCAGUGAGGACGUUCCAAAAGGCAGCUACAUUAAAGGGGUCUCAGCAACAGAUGGUGACUCUGGGCAGAAUGCCAACCUGCGCUACUCUCUAGUGUCUGGAAACAGUCUGGGCUGGUUUGCCAUCAGUGAGAACAGCGGUCUGGUCACUAGCGCCGCUCUACUGGACAGGGAGGUUGCGUCAGAGAUUGUGCUGAAUAUCAGUGCCAAAGACCAAGGAGUACAGCCCAGAAUCUCCUAUACAACGCUGAUUGUGAACAUAACGGAUGUCAAUGAUCAAGUCCCCACGUUCGCUCAGAGCACCUAUCAUGUUUCUGUGGUGGAGCAUUGCCCAGCUGGCACCGACCUCAUGGCACUGUCAGCUACUGACAACGACCUGGGAGCCAAUGGGACUGUGAGGUUCUCCUUUGACCCUGAGACCCCGCCCAGUGUGCUGGAUUUGUUCCGCCUUGAUACCGUCUCUGGCAGGCUGAGUACUGCCGCUGAACUGGACAGAGAAGUACAAGAAACAUAUCUGCUCCACAUCCACGCGACGGAUUCUGGCUCGCCGCCACUUAAUUCUGUUGGCAAAGUGAACAUAACGCUGAAAGAUAUUAACGACAACCGGCCUGUUUUCUACCCCCUGCAGUACUUUGCCAACAUUAAAGAAAACGAACCUCCUGGCUCUUAUGUCACUACUGUGUCGGCCACGGACCCUGAUUUGGGUAGGAAUGGCACCGUAAAGUACAUGAUCACAGCCGGGGACAAUUUUAGGUUUCAUGUUAGCAGUAGCACGGGUAAGAUCACAACGUUGGUUUCGCUAGACAGGGAGGAAAAGACAGCUUACCAGUUGCAGGUGACUGCAAGUGAUGGUGGCAACCUUCGCUCUCGUACCCCGGCCAUUGUCACCAUAACAGUGAUAGACACCCAGGACAACCCCCCUUCCUUCAGCCAGAGUGUCUACAGUUUUGUGAUAUUUGAAAAUGUAGCUGUAGACACGGUAAUCGGUACCGUGUCUGCAUCCACAGUUGAUCUGAAUACCAAUAUCACCUACUUAAUUUCCUCUGGGGAUCAGCGGGGCCUGUUCAGUAUCAAUAGUGUUACUGGUCAGAUCACCGCCUCCAGUCUGAUAGACAGGGAGGAGCAAUCAUUUUACCAACUUAAAGUUAUAGCGAAAGGUGGGGAGGUAACAGGCCAGGCUCUUGUUAACAUAACAGUUAAGGAUUUAAAUGACAACGCCCCGCAUUUUGCCCACGUUGUUGAACAUGUCAGCACUGUGGAAAAUUGGGGCACUGGGCAUCACAUAUUCCAGGCAAAGGCUGUGGACCCGGAUGAGGGCUCCAAUGGUAUGGUGAUGUAUAGCCUCCGGCAGAACCCAAAAGGCCUUUUCCACAUACACGAGAAGCGUGGUCUCAUCACCUUAACGGGGCCUAUGGAAGUAUCCACAAGUUCAUAUCAGGUGGAGGUGUUGGCAUCUGACAUGGGGGUUCCUCAGCGUACCUCUACCCUGAUUGUGACAGUCAGUGUGUACGAUGUCAAUGACAAUGCCCCAGUGUUCCAUCAGCUUUCUUAUGAGGUCACUAUUCUUGAAUCAGAACCUGUGAAUAGUAGAUUCUUUCAAGUGGACGCCACUGACAAAGACUCUGGUCUGAAUGGGGAGAUCGUGUACGACAUAAUUGGUGGAAAUGAUGGGGAUGUUUUUGGCAUUUUUCCCGAUGGGCAGUUGUAUAUCAAGGAUAAGUUAGACAGAGAGGUGCAAGACAGGUAUGACCUGCUGGUAGUGGCUGCAGACAGGGCAGUGGAGCCACUUACUGCCACUGUCAAUGUCACGGUCAUCUUGGAUGAUGUGAAUGAUAACCGGCCAUUGUUUAACAGUACAAAUUAUGUGUUCUAUUUUGAAGAGGAGCAGAAAAGGGGGUCCGUAGUGGGGAGGGUCUUUGCAGAGGACAAAGAUUAUGGGCCAAAUAGUGAGGUCAGAUAUUCCUUUGAGACACCGCAGCCAAACUUCGAACUGAACGCCAUUACCGGGGAGCUGACCAGCACGCUGCAGCUGGACCGAGAAUCGCUGAUGAGGCAGAGAGGAGCUGCUGUGUUCAGUUUCACUGUCGUUUCCUCAGAUCAAGGAUUGCCCAAGGCAUUGAAAGACCAGGCCAAAGUACAAGUUUAUAUCGGAGACAUCAAUGACAACCCACCCAAAUUCACUAAAGACAUUUACCUUGCAUCUAUUUCUGAGUCUGCUCAAAACAUGACACAGCUUCUGAGGGUGUCUGCCUCAGAUGUUGAUGAGAAUGACAAUGGACUAGUCCGCUACUAUAUUAAGGAAGGAAAUGAGGAGAAACAGUUCAUGAUCGACAACAACAAUGGCCAGAUCACUCUAGUGGGAAAACUUGACUAUGAAGCUACGUCAUCCUAUUCCCUCAAAAUCAUAGCAGUCGAUUCGGGACUUGUGCCACUUUCUUCCUCAUGCAUGUUAAGUAUCAGCAUUAUGGAUGAGAAUGACAACUCCCCUUCUUUCCCUAAAGCUGCUCUGAGUGUCGAUGUUUUGGAGAAUAUGAGGGUUGGAGAGCUGGUGGUAUCUGUGACUGCCACCGACUCAGACGCAGGGGACAAUGCUGAGGUGACUUACAGCAUUGCUGCGACAAACAACCACGGCACCUUCAGCAUCAGCCCGUUCACUGGGAGUAUCUUUCUUGUGAAGAAGCUGGAUUUUGAAACUCAGUCCCUAUAUAAAUUAAACGUUACUGCAAAGGACAAUGGGAGACCCCCAAGAUUCUCAUCGAUUCCAGUGACUAUUCAUGUCAGAGACUUUAAUGAUAAUCCUCCAAGUUUUGCCCCUGGAGAUAUUUUUAAGUCUAUUCCUGAGAACCUUCCAGUCACUACCUCGAUAAUGACCAUAAUUGCGCAUGACACAGAUGCAGACAUCAAUGGACAACUGGAGUAUUCUAUCAUUAAACAGACACCAAGAGGAAACCACUUCAUCAUUGAUUCUGUCACAGGGGUGAUAUACACAAAUAAGGAUAUUGAUAGGGAAUUCUCCAAUCUCUUUGAACUUACAGUGAAAGCAACAGACCAGGCAGUUCCAGUGGAAUUCAGGCGCUUUGCCCUAAAAAACGUUACAGUUUGGGUAACUGAUCAAAAUGACAACGUCCCAAUUUUUAUCUCCCAAAAUGCACUGGUGGCUGAGUCCACAAUUGUGAUUGGCUCAAUCCUUACCACUGUGGUGGCCUUUGACCCAGAUGAAGGGCCAAAUGGAGAGGUUGAGUAUGAGUUGGUGACUGGGGACUCAGACACGUUCAUAAUGGACCGAUACAGCGGGGACAUCCGGGUCGCCUCCCCUUUGGUACCAUCGAGGCUUAUCUACAGCCUAACCGUGUCAGCCACAGACCACGGGACGGAAAGGAAGUCUACCAGGUCUGAGCUGACCAUCAUUCUGCAGGGCGCAGAUGGCCCUGUCUUCUCGCAGCCCAAGUACAUCACCAUCCUGAAGGAGGGUCAGCCGCCUGGCACCAGUGUCAUCUCUCUCGAUGCCUCCAGUCCCCGAGGCUCCAGCACCAAGGUGGAAUUUUACAUUGUGUCCGUGCGCAGCGACGGCAGAUCCGUGGGUCGCCUCUUCACCAUCGGACGGCACACAGGAGUCAUCCAGACUGCUGCUGAGCUGGACCGGGAGCAGGGCUCGGACCUCUACCUGGUGGAUGUUUAUGCUAUUGAGGCCGAUUCCAGUCUCCCCAGAACACAGAGAGCUGAGGUGGAGAUAACGCUGCAGGACAUCAACGACAACCCACCGAUUUUCCCCAGUGACAUGCUCGAUGUGACCAUCGCAGAGAACAUCGGUGACGGGUCCAAGAUCGUGCAGCUGACUGCCACGGAUGCUGAUGAGGGACCAAACGCUUUGGUGACAUACACGAUAAUCAGCGGCGCUGACGACAGUUUCCGCAUCGACCCCGAGUCUGGGGACCUGAUUGCCACCAAGAGGCUGGACCGGGAGCGGCGGUCAAAGUAUUCGCUGCUGGUGCGGGCGGACGACGGCAAGCAGUCGUCGGACAUGCAAGUCAACAUCACCGUCAGCGACAUCAAUGACCACACGCCCAAAUUCUCGCGAGCUGUGUACUCUUUCGACCUCCCGGAAGAUAUGGCGCCAGGAUCUAUUGUGGCAGCCAUCUUAGCCAGUGACGCAGAUUCGGGGACCAACGGAGAGAUCACGUACUCCCUCGAGGAGGAGGAUGAGGACAGGGUGUUCCUCCUGAACCCGGUGACGGGUGUCUUCAACGUGACUCAGCAGCUGGACCACGAGGCCGAGCAGUACUACAUCCUCACGGUGCGUGCAGAAGAUGGCGGCGGCCAAGCCAGCUCCGUCCGGGUCUACUUCAACAUCCUGGACAUCAACGACAACGCGCCAACCUUCAACAGCAGCACCUUCGGCACCUCAGUCAUGGAAAACAUCUCUCCAGGCUCUAGCAUUGUCACUGUGAGAGCCAGCGACGCGGAUGACGGCCCCAAUGCUGAGAUGGCCUACAGCAUUGCAUCUGGAGACUCCCUGGGCCAGUUCAUGAUCAGCAGUGACGGAGUUCUGAAGACUAAGCAGGUCUUGGACAGGGAAAUCCAGUCCUUCUACAACCUGGUGGUCAAAGUGCACGACCUGGCGGCCCCCCCUGCGAUACGGUUCACCAGCACGGCCCAAGUGUCCAUCAUUCUGCUGGAUGUUAACGACUGCCCGCCCACCUUCGUCUCGCAGAAGAUGACCUACAUCCAGGAGAACACUCCCGUGGACACGGUCGUCUUCACGGCCCAGGCCACCGACUCCGACAGCGGGCCCAACAGCUACGUGGAAUACUCACUGCUCAGUCCCUUUGGGAGCAAGUUCGGCAUUGGGACAGUGGACGGGAAUGUUCGACUCGUCGGGGAGCUUGACAGGGAGGAGCUGUCCAACUACACGCUGACCAUUGUGGCGACAGAUAAAGGGGAACCUCCUCUGUCAGCCACGAUGGACGUCACCGUCAUCGUCCUGGAUGUUAACGAUAACACCCCGAGCUUCUCCCAGAACAUCUAUGACAUUGAGAUCGAGGAGAAUACCCUGACCGGCACUGAUGUGCUCCAGGUGACUGCCACGGAUGCGGACGAGGGCACGAACGGUCAGAUCCGCUUCUCCAUCAGCGGCGGGAACGCGAACGGCGACUUCCGCGUCGACUCGGUCACGGGGAUGAUCUCGGUGGUCAAACAGCUGGACCGGGAGAAGAAGGCCUCCUAUUCGCUGGUGGUGCAGGCAUCUGACCGGGGCAGCAGCCAGCGGACGGACCGCGCCACGGUCAACAUCCUGCUCCUGGACGUCAACGACUGCACUCCCGUCUUCGAGCUCUCACCCUACGCUGUGACGGUGAAGGAGAACCUCCGCAGACUUCCCAACACCGUGCUGCAGGUGAUCGCAAGAGACGACGACCACGCCGCUAAUGGGCAGCUGAGCUACACUCUGAGCGGCGGCAACGAGGAUGGGGCCUUCGUUCUGUCCGCUGGUGGGCAGCUCAGUGUCGUUAAGAGCCUGGACCGCGAGGCCCAAGAGAAACACACCCUGAUCAUCACAGCCACCGAUUCAGGUUCUCCGGCGCUAAGUGGCACCGGCACGGUCGUCGUCCAGGUGGAUGACGAUAACGACAACGUGCCCCUGUUUGCGGCCACCUCCUUCCACGCCUCAGUGCCCGAAGACGCACCCACUGGCACCGACGUCCUGCUGGUCAACGGCUCCGACGCAGAUGCCGGCCUCAAUGGCGUGAUCAGUUACAGUCUCACAGGUGGAGAUGGGCAGUUUUCCAUCAACCCCGCUACAGGGCAGAUCAUCACCAGCUCUCUCCUGGACCGGGAGACCAGGGCUAGCUACGAGCUGCUAGUGGUGGCAUCCGACGGCGGGCAGCCACUGGGCCUGACUAGCUCUGCCACGGUGUCGGUGUUGGUGUUGGACGUCAAUGACAACCCUCCCCGCUUCCACCACCACCCCUACGUUACCCACGUCCCAGCCUCCACCUCAGCAGGAUCCCUGGUCUUUGCAGUGACGGUGACGGAUGAGGAUGCCGGACACAACGCUCAGCUUCACUACUCUUUAACUGGCAGGAAUUCAGAGAAGUUCAAGAUCGACUCCGUGAGGGGGGCCAUCACAGCCAACGAGAAGCUAACAGGCAGCUCGGAAGUGACCCUCACUGUCCGAGUGAAGGACGGCGGAGCCACCCCCAAGGCCGACACCACGACAGUGACUGUCAGAUUUGUGACCGGGGCGGACUUCCCGAUCAUCAUGAUGGAGCAGACUAGCUUCACCUUCCCUGAAAGUCAAGCAACGGACACUCUGCUUACCACAGUUUCCGGCUCCUCUCCCAGAGGAGGAGCGUUAUCAUUCUACAUCGCCAGUGGAAACCUAGAUGGUGCAUUUCACGUGGACCAGCAAACAGGAGAGCUUUCCAUCAGGAAGGGUCUCGAUUAUGAAAAUAUACAGAAGUAUGUGCUUUGGAUUGAAGCCAGAGACCAAGGCUUUCCUCCCUAUUCGUCCUACAAAAAUGUGGAAAUAAAUGUACUAGAUGUCAACGACAACCAUCCUGCUUUCGGACGGGAACCAUUCCAGGCCGAGAUCUUAGAAAACCUCCCUCCGCAGAGGGUGCUCGUGGUGUCGGCCAUCGAUCGGGACAGUGGUCCCAAUGGACAGCUGGAGUACACCAUCAUCGACGGGAACAAGGACAAUAGCUUCAGCAUUAACCGGGCAACCGGCGAGAUUCGAACCACGAGGCUCCUUGACAGAGAGAAAGUCGCACAGUACGAACUUAGAAUCAAAGCAACAGACCGUGGCAUUCCACCAAAAAGCACAUCUGUGAGAGUUCAGAUUGGUGUCCUGGAUGUGAAUGACAAUGCCCCCAGAUUUUCCCAGAUUUUCAGCACCAUGGUGUCUGAGAAUGCCCCCAUUGGCUUUACCGUGACCCAGGUCACGACCUCUGAUGAGGAUACUGGCGUUAAUGCCAUAAGUCACUAUUCCAUCACGGACACGAGUCUUCCCUUCGUAAUAAAUCCCGACACGGGUGAUAUAACGAUCAGCAGACCCCUGAACAGAGAAGACACAGACCGCUACAUUGUCAGGGUCUCUGCCCAUGAUUUGGGCUGGACUGUUAGCACAGACGUGACGAUAUUUGUAACAGAUGUGAAUGACAAUGCUCCCCGCUUCAGUCGGCCGUCUUACUAUCUUGACUACCCUGAGCUCACUGAGGUCGGGUCUGUUGUCACUCGUGUCUCAGCGACAGACCCAGAUGAGGGCUUCAACGGGCAGAUAUUUUACUUCAUAAGGUCACAGUCAGAAUUCUUCCGAAUCAACUCUACCUCAGGUGAGAUCUUUAUCAAGCAGCAGUUAAGGUAUCAGAACUCCAGUGGACACAGUAAUGUCAACAUCAACCGUCACAGUUUCAUCGUCACUGCAUCAGACAGAGGGACUAAACCCCUCAUGAGCGAAACCACUGUCAUCGUAAACGUAGUGGAUAGCAACGAUAAUCCACCACAAUUCGAAUCAUCUAGCUAUUUCACCCCUGUCACAAAAAGUGUCAAAGUGGGCACGAAGCUUAUUAGGCUUGUGGCUGUCGACAAGAAAGAUUUUGGGCUAAACUCCGAAGUUGAGUAUUUAAUAUCGGGUGGGAACAGCUCAAGUAGGUUUCGUCUGGAUAAACAUACAGGCUGGUUGACUGUGGCCACCUCUCUUACCCCGGAAAUGAAUAGAGUUUUCAUAAUUGAAGUUAUGGCUAAAGACAAAGGGAAUCCUCCGCUGUCGUCAAAAACCACAGUGCGGGUUGCGGUGACAGAGGAGAACCACCACACACCGGAAUUCUCGCAGAACCACAUCACUGCCACGGUACCAGAGAGCCUAAGUAUAGGCACAGCCAUUAGAACGCUUUCAGCAAGGGAUAAGGACAAGGAGAUGAAUGGGUUCAUUACCUAUAACAUUACCUCAGGUAAUGAGGCAGGCCUCUUUGCUCUCAACAGUAAGACAGGGGUUUUGACCCUGGCACAGUCAUUAGACUACGAAGAAAAACAAACUCAUGAACUCAGAGUAACAGGCACGGAUGGAGGCUGGAUUGCCAAGACUGGUUACAUCACCGUCACAAUCCACGUAACCGACAUAAACGAUAACCCUCCCAUUUUCAAGCCGGAUGAGUACUUUCCAACCGUACAAGAGAACGUCCCCAGUGGCACCGUUGUGGUGCGGAUGAAUGCAACAGACAGAGACUCAGGGCCAAAUGCCGUCAUAGCGUACGUGAUCCAGUCCUCGGACAGCGACCUAUUUGGCAUCAAUCCCAACACAGGCAUCAUUACCACACAGGGCUUUCUGGAUUACGAGGCCAAGCAGACUUACCACCUAACAGUCAAGGCCUUUAAUGUCCCGGAUGAGGAUCGCUGCAGUUUUGCCAAUGUCAACAUUCAGCUGGUCGGGGCCAACGAAUACGUGCCUCGAUUCGUCUCCAAGCAAUACUACUUUGAGGUCUCCGAGGCUGCCCCCAAGGGCACAGUUGUGGGUGAGGUAUUUGCAAGUGACCGUGACCUUGGGGUGGAUGGCGAGGUCCACUAUCUCAUUUUUGGGAGAAGCAGAAGGAAGGGCUUUGGCAUUAACAAGAAGACAGGACAGGUAUACGUCACGGGCCCUCUGGACCGUGAGAAAGAGGACAAGAUCUCCCUAAGGGUGUUAGCAAAGAACGCUGGGAGCAUCAGAGGAGCAGAUAUUGAUGAGGUCUUUGUGAACAUUACUAUUCUGGAUGCCAACGACCCUCCUGUCUUUUCAUUGGAGCUGUAUGACGUUCAGGUGAGCGAGGGGCUUUCGCCUGGCAGUCUGGUUACUUUUGUCAGCGCCGAAGAUUCGGACUCUGUCCCCAGCUGGAGCAGGUUCUCUUAUUCCAUAGCCACCGAUAAUGAAAACAAUGCCUUUACAAUUAAUCCUCAGACGGGUCAGGUUUCAGUGGCUGCUGAGCUAGACAGGGAGUCCACACCUGUUUACAAUCUGACCCUGCUGGCAAUUGAUACGGGGUCACCAUCUGCCACUGGAAGUGCCACCCUGAUCGUGACCUUAGAAGACAUCAAUGACAACGGUCCCACCCUGGUGACAACCAGAGGGCAGGUGAUGGAAAACCAGCGUGCAGGAACACCCGUCAUGACCUUGAGCUCCAUUGACCCUGAUCUGCCCCCCAACCAGGGCCCCUUCACAUACAGCUUGCUCAGCAGCAGCUCAGCCACCAGCUACUUUAGUCUCAGUUCUUCUGGAGUACUGACAACCAGUAGGGAAAUCGACAGGGAGCAGAUAAGUGACUUCUACCUUAAUGUGGUGAUACGAGACUCAGGUGUUCCCCAGAUGUCCUCAACGGGAACACUCCACAUUCAGAUCAAUGACCAAAAUGAUAAUCCCUCUGAGCCCCGAAUGGUGGAGAUCUACGUCCAUUACUUUGGUAACCUGUUCCCCGGUGGGCCCCUAGGCAGUGUGAGACCGCAGGACCCAGAUGUGCAGGACACAUUCCGCUGCUCCCUCACCUCCACCGUGCCGAGCCUCUUCAGCAUCACUCCAGGAACUUGUGAUCUCAACUCCCAUGCCCGUUCCACCGACGGUACGUUUGACUUUUCCGUGCGCAGCAACGAUGGGGUCCACGGUGCUGUUGACAGCAAAAUCCGAAUUUUCUUCACGGGCUUCACCAAUGCCACAAUCGACAACAGCAUCCUGAUCCGCCUCCACGUCCAGGGAGUGAGGGACUUCCUUACCAAUCACUACCUGAGCUUCCUUCGAAUCGCUAACUCACAGCUGGCUGGACUUGGCACCGGCGUUCAGCUCUAUGGGGCCUUUGAGCUGAACAACCAAACCUUUCUAAUGGCCGCCGUGAGACGGGGCUACGGGCAGUAUGUGAAUCCCAGUGGGGUCGCCACUUUCUUUGAGAGCAUCAAGGACAUUCUCCAUCGGCAGAGCGGUGCACGGAUUGACGUGGUGGAUGAUGAACCCUGUACCCAGAAUCCUUGUCAGAACGGGGGUAACUGCAGAAGACGUCUCGGCGUGGGGCCUGAGGUGAAGACCGAGGAAAGCAUGCCUGUCAUCCUGGUGUCAAACCGGCCUCUGCAGCCGUAUGCCUGUAGCUGCCUGCCGGGUUACACGGGAGCUCUGUGUGAGGCAGACAUCAAUGAGUGUCUACCGGCUCCCUGUCACAACGGCGGCACCUGCCACAACCUGGUGGGUGGCUUCUCCUGCACCUGUCCAGAGGGCUUCACCGGGAUGGCCUGCGAACGGGAUGUCAACGAGUGCCUGUCCAACCCCUGCAAGAAUGGGGCGCUCUGCCAGAACUUCCCCGGGGGGUUCAACUGUCUCUGCAAGUCUGGAUUCACAGGCAAAACGUGUGAGUCUGCCAUCAAUUACUGUGAGUGUAACCCUUGUUUUAAUGGUGGCUCCUGUCAGAACGGCCUCGACGGAUAUUACUGUCAUUGCCCGUUUGGUGUCUUUGGAAAACACUGUGAACUGAACAGCUAUGGAUUUGAGGAGCUGUCAUAUAUGGAGUUUCCCAGUUUGGAUCCCAAUAAUAACUACAUCUACAUUAAGUUUGCCACCAUAAAGAGCAAUGCCCUUCUCCUUUACAACCAUGACAACCAGACUGGAGAGAAAGCAGAGUUUCUGGCUCUUGAAAUUCUUGAAGGACAGAUGCAGUUCUCCUUUAACUUGGGAAGUGGGACCUAUAAACUAAGGACCACAAAAAGUGUUGCAGAUGGACAGUUCCAUACAGUCAUCGCAAGAAGAGCUGGAAUGGCAGCGUCCCUGACUGUGGACCUCUGUGGCGAGAACCAGGAGCCCGGGUACUGCGCCGUCAGCAACGUUGCCGUCCACACGGACUGGAUCUUGGACGUGCAGCCGAAUCGCCUCUCAGUGGGCGGAGUCCGGUCUAUCGAGCCCAUCCUUCAGCGCCCGGGUCAGGUCGCCACCCACGACUUUGUUGGCUGCAUCAUGGAGUUCGCCGUCAACGGGCGGCCCCUGGAACCCAGCCAGGCCCUGGUGUCUCAUGGGAUCUUGGACAGAUGUCCCAGGCUGGAAGGAGCCUGCACUGCCAGUCCCUGCCGACACGGAGGCACUUGCGUGGACCACUGGUCCUGGCAGCAGUGUCGCUGCACAGAGGGAUUCGGCGGGAAACUCUGUGAGAAAUACAUGACGGCGGACACAGCGCUGUCCCUGGAUGGGAGCGGCCGCCUGGACUACACCAUGAGCCAGAGCCACAAACGUGACCUGCUGCUGGGCCGCCGGCCUCAGGGACCGGCGCGCGACCCCGCCGCCCCGAGCAGCCUGGAAGUCCGCUUCCGCACCCGCAGCAGGAGCGGCACGCUGUUCCACAUCCAGGAGAGCAGCAACUACACCACAGUGAAGCUGAAGAACGGAAAUCUGCACUACAUCUCUGAUGCUGGCGUGGGGGGGAAGGUGGAGAGGACCCUGGGGGACCUGCCAGUCGCCGACGGCCAGUGGCACACGUUCCUCCUCCAGAAGAAUGGGACGGCCACCUCCCUGCGGGCCGACGACUCACAGCCGAAGGAGAUCCUCCAUCACACGCAGGAUUUUGGGAGCAUGGAUGUCCUGACGCUCUCACUGGGAGGGGUACCUCCUGGGCACACCCAUCAGAAGUCGACUACUGGUUUUGAUGGUUGCUUGGCCUACAUCAAAUACAAUGGGGAGUACCUACCCUUCAGCGGCGAGCACCACGCCGUCACCAUCUCCAAGAGCCACCCGUCGGUCAAGAUCGGGUGCAGGGGGCCCAACGUGUGUGCCAGCAACCCCUGCUGGGAAGGCCUGCUGUGCGUCAACCAGUGGUAUGACUACCAGUGCAUGCCCCCAGGCGACUGCUCCUCAAGCCCCUGCCAGAACGGGGGCAGCUGCGAGCCGGGCCCCCGCUCCGGAUUCACCUGCACCUGCACCGAGCCCUAUACCGGCAAAACUUGCGAGACCCUGGUGGCCUGCCUAGAGGUGCGCUGUCCCCAGGGAUCCACCUGCAGAAUGACCAGCAAUGGGGGCUCUGUGUGCAGCCCUGUACCCGCAGAGGGCCUCACCCUGCCCAUUUGGGCCGUCCCGGCCAUUGUGGGCAGCUGCGCCACAGCACUGGCUCUGGUGGUGCUUAGCCUCAUCCUCUGCAACCACUGCAAGGGCCGCAAGACAAAAGUGCCGAAGGAGGAGAAGAAGCCCAAAGAGAAGAAGAAGAAGGGCAGUGAGAACGUGGCCUUCGACGAUCCCGACAACAUCCCACCGUACGGGGACGACAUGGCAGUGCGCAAGCAGCCGGAGGGGAACCCCAAGCCUGACAUCAUCGAGAGGGAGAACCCAUACCUGAUCUAUGAUGAGACAGACCUCCCGCACAGCAGCGAGACAGUGCCCAGCGCCCCCUGUGCCCCCUGCGUCGGCCCCGAGGCAGAUAUCGAGCACUACGAUAUCGAUAAUGCCAGCAGUAUUGCACCAUCCGACGCGGACAUUAUCCAGCACUACAAGCAAUUCCGAAGCCACACGCCCAAGUUCUCCAUCCAGCGGCACAGCCCACUGGGGUUUGCCAGGCAAUCUCCUCUGCCCUUGGGGGCCAGCAGCUACACCUAUCAACCCAGCUAUGCCCAGGCGCUGCGCUCUACCCCUCUGAGCCACUCCACUUGCCCCACACCCAACCCGCUCUCCCGCCAUAGCCCGGCCCCCUUCACCAAGCCAUCGUCCUUCUAUCGCAACAGCCCUGCCCGGGAGUUGAGCCUCGCCCGGAGGGAAGGCAGCCCCCUGGAUCUGCACACCGAAGCAUGCCAACCCGGCAUGUUCAACUAUGCCACCCGCUUGGGCCGUAGGAGCAAAAGUCCCCAGACAAUGGCAGGUCACGGCUCUCGGCCAGGUAGCCGCCUCAAGCAGCCCAUCGAGCAGAUCCCCCUGGAGACAGGACCUCCAGUCGGGCUCUCCAUCGAGGAGGUUGAGCGACUCAACACUCCCCGGCCUCGCAACCCAAGCAUCUGCAGCGCCGAUCAUGGUCGUUCCUCAUCCGAGGAGGACUGUCGGAGGCCCCUAUCACGGGUGCGGAACCCCGCCGACGGCAUCCCCGCCCCGGAGUCGUCCUCCGAGAGUGACUCGCACGACUCCUUUACGUGCUCCGAGAUGGAGUACGACCGGGAGAAGCCGGUGGCCUAUGGCUCCCGCAUGCCCAAGCUCUCCCAGGUCAACGAGUCGGACGCAGAUGACGAGGAAUAUGGCGGCCGGCUCAAGCAACGGCGGUACUCCAGCCGCCGUGCCGAGGGGGGUCCCAGCAGCCCUCACAUGCCCCUGACUGACCAUUACACCUUGUCACAUAAACUGGGCCAAUCAACCGGAGCCUUCAACUGGGACAAUCUGUUGAACUGGGGUCCCGGUUUCGGUCACUAUGUCGACGUUUUUAAGGAUCUGGCGUCGCUUCCGGAAAAUGGCGCUGAGAAAGACAUUGAAAUGAACAGCGGCGACGGCUCAGUUACCAUUCUGAACGAAGGAGAGGCUGAGCAGUACGUCUGAGACUGUAUUUAUAUUAACUGACCGUUUUGUACUGUUUUAUUAAAACAAGAUAUAAAUAAUGAGCAAGGGACUUUGGAUAUGCAGUACAUAUUCCCUAUUCCUCUCGGGUCUGACGAUCUUAAAUGCAGUAAGGCAGAGGUUAAAUCUGAACUUGCCAGGUGCUUGGAUGUUGGAAACACUUGACUUGACGCACAAUGAACGCAGCAUACAUAAAACCGCUAGCAAAAAACAGAGACACGGCAUCUUGGCUUGGGAGCUGAAUUAAUGAAUACAUUUGAGUUUGAGUCUAUCAAAUUCCACUCUUUAACAGUAACAAUCACAUUUUUAAGUUUAGACAAGAUUUUUGACAUAUUUCUGCUCACAUCGAUGCUGUAUUUUCAAGAGGAGGGCGGGAAUUUCGGCCACACCUGAAACUCUGCAUCCAGGUGAUGCCAUGAAAACAAUCACUCCUAUUGGCCGGCACUGUGACCCAGUCCCUCCCAAAGCUGUGCAGCGUGUUUCCACUCAGAGGGCCGGCCAAGAGGUCAGAUUAACUAACUGCUGCCUUACGGACAUUUGAGUAUUUGCUUGAAAGUGAGAAACCGCUUGACUAUUUCCCACCCUCCCCCCUCGUCAUUCACUUUGAGUAGAGCACUUGGCACACAUUUUCGCCACUGUCAGGCGGUUGGCGUUUCUUGUCGACCAGCUAAAAAGGGAAGCCAGAGGCUCGUUUGUCAAGAACUCCGACGCGCCGUCCAACUCCUCAGAGACUAUGAAGUAAUGUACAGUUCCACUUAAGUGAACGUCCUGAAGGAACGUGUUUUUGUGUUUUUGCUUUUGGGAUUUCAGAAAGUGUACGGUUUAUACAUUUGUACUGUUGAAUAAAUUAAAACGACUUAAGCUGUGUUUUUAUGGAUAUUUUCAUAUGCUGAAAAUAAUGUUCUUACUUUCAGGGAAAGUAAGAUGAAUUACUUAUUUUUACAUUUGUUACUUAUGUAACGCCAGUAUUUUCCACUUUUGAUAACUGUAACAUACUGUAUGCUUUAUACAUGUAAAAGCCAAUAACAGAAUAAAAAAAUAUUUAUUUUAAA